CAAAUUCGAGUUAAAGUCUGAACAUGGUCAAUUUUCUUAUCAUUAAAAAAGAAAGUACAUACUUCAUCUGACACAUUGAUAUUGCUGUUGUAUGUCUCCUUCAAAUAAUUGAGUCGUAUAAAACUUUGAAGCUUUCAAAGUCCUAUUAUUUUUGCUCCUGCUGCUUCUACUACUACUGCUGUCGUAAGCAACAAAGCUUCAAUUUUUUUCAUUUAAUUGUUUGCGUUUCCGAAAAGCCGCAUUCAUCAGUCAAUUGCUGUAAUUUAAAAGAGUUGAGGUUUUUCUGAUCAAAUUUUGAUUGAGGUGUUGGAGUAGGGAGGGAAGGAUGAAGAAUUCGGCCUCGAAUGAAAGUUUUAAUUACAUUGAAAGUGAGGAUGAGGAUGAAGAGAAGUGGAACAGAGAUGGAGAUGAUUCAGACUCUUCACAUUCAUCAAUGGCAAUGCGUCAGGAGAGCAAACCUAAUUCAUAUAGUAAUGCUUGGCCUCAAAGUUAUAGGCAAUCCAUUGAUUUGUAUAGUAGUGUGCCAUCUCCAAAUGUUGGAUUUUUGGGCAAUUCUUCUUUGUCAAGGUUUGGUAGUUCCUUUUUAUCCUCGUCAUUAACUCAGAGGCACACUGCUGAAAUUACAAAACCCCUCUUACCAACGGCACCAACAGAUGUGGAACAACAACAACAAAGGCGUAGCUCGUACACUCUACUUCCUCCUGUUCCUGCAAGGAGGUCCUCUAUUUUAAAGAAGGGAGAUUCUGAGCACAAACCAUCUAGAAUCUCACAUGAAUUUCCAAUUUCACAGGGAAGCACAUUUGGGCAAGCUUUGUUAAAUGGCAUUAAUGUUUUGUGCGGAGUUGGAAUACUUUCUGCCCCUUAUGCUGUUAAGGAGGGAGGAUGGCUUAGCCUUGCAAUACUGCUUAUGUUUGCUGUUCUCUCUUUCUACACUGGACUUCUUUUACGUUAUUGCUUGGACAGUGCUCCAGGGUUGGAAACAUACCCGGAUAUUGGUCAAGCUGCAUUUGGCAAAUUAGGAAGAAUUGCCAUCUCGAUCAUUCUGUACGUGGAAUUAUAUGCAUGUUGCGUGGAGUAUAUAAUACUCGAGAGUGAUAAUUUAUCAUCGUUGUUCCCAAAUGCUCAUUUGACACUUCUUGGUUACGAGUUGGGUUCCCACCACCUGUUUGCAUUAGCAGCCACCCUUGCUGUACUUCCUACUUGUUGGCUGCGUGAUCUGAGCAUUCUGAGCUACAUAUCUGUUGGUGGAGUAAUUGCAUCAAUAUUGGUAGUCUUAUGUUUAUUUUGGGUUGGCUUAGUCGAUCAAGUUGGUUUUGUUGGUAAAGGAACAACGUUAAAUUUGUCAACCCUACCAGUCGCAAUUGGUCUUUAUGGCUAUUGCUAUUCGGGACAUGCUGUCUACCCCAACAUAUAUACUUCAAUGGCAAACCGAAGCCAAUAUCCAGCUGUUCUUCUCACUAGCUUUGCUAUCUGUACGUUCAUGUGUGCUGGGGCUGCUGUCCUCGGAUAUCUAAUGUUUGGCGAAUCAACCCAAUCACAGUUCACACUUAACAUGCCCCAAAAUUUGAUUGCAUCCAAGUUGGCUGUCUGGACAACGGUGGUCAACCCAUUUACAAAAUAUGCUUUGACCAUAUCGCCUGUGGCCAUGUCCCUUGAGGAAUUGAUACCGACCCGCCAUCUCAAAUCUCACAUGUACCCGAUUCUCAUCAGAACAGCUCUAGUGAUAUCAACUCUAUUCGUUGGUCUCAGUAUUCCAUUUUUUGGUCUAGUAAUGGCAUUGAUUGGAUCAUUACUUACAAUGCUCGUUACUUUAAUAUUGCCUUGUGCUUGCUACCUGAGCAUCUUGCGGGAGAAGGUGACUUAUCUUCAGGUUUCAGCUUGUGUUUUGACCAUCACUGUUGGUGUCAUCUCGUCUGCAUUCGGAACAUAUUCUGCUGUAUCUCAAAUUAUCGAGAAUCUGAUGUGAUCUCUUCAAAACCUUAGUAUAGUAAAGGUUUCACAUCAUACUGGUUACAUGGACAGUCAAUCAAUAUUGAUAAUGUCUCUUCACCCAAGCCGGAGACCCUUUUUGCUUGUUUGCCAGUUUUCGUGAUCAAGGGUGACACUUCUAUAUACAUGUACUUGUUGCAUUCCGUCCAAUGUAACGUUUUCUUUACAUAAAAUCGAUUUGACUGUUCGUUCAUAGUUAUAAAGUCUAUGGAUGCAGCAGCGGGAAUGAUUUUGUAUACUGUGUAGUGCUACUGACUUUUCUUACUGGCAUUAGGCCCUAGUCUUUUAAGCCAGAAACUUUCGAUUUUGUAAUAUUCUUCUUCUGAAUUUGUCUGAUAUGUUUUGCUCUAUUCUGUACUUCUUUUUCUGUUUCUUAAUGUACUGUUUCAUUUCUCAA
Beta vulgaris subsp. vulgaris (sugar beet) is the source of this 2386-nucleotide messenger RNA. Its product is annotated as amino acid transporter AVT1C. Gene Ontology annotation, cellular component: plasma membrane. The record is from RefSeq and is a predicted model, not a curated record. The coding region runs from base 326 to 1966 and encodes 546 amino acids. The transcript is spliced from 14 exons. NCBI's taxonomy places the organism in Eukaryota, Viridiplantae, Streptophyta, Magnoliopsida, Caryophyllales, Amaranthaceae.